Ipomoea triloba (trilobed morning glory) is the source of this 2605-nucleotide messenger RNA. RefSeq names its product transport inhibitor response 1-like protein Os04g0395600. Gene Ontology annotation, cellular component: SCF ubiquitin ligase complex. The coding region runs from base 207 to 1994 and encodes 595 amino acids. The record is from RefSeq and is a predicted model, not a curated record. The transcript has 5 exons. Gene Ontology annotation, biological process: SCF-dependent proteasomal ubiquitin-dependent protein catabolic process. NCBI's taxonomy places the organism in Eukaryota, Viridiplantae, Streptophyta, Magnoliopsida, Solanales, Convolvulaceae. Gene Ontology annotation, molecular function: protein binding.
UUUAUUUUAUUUUUUCUUUUUUCUUUUUAAUCAAAGAUAAUGACCCGGCCUUUUGCUAUAACACGCUAGUGCCUGGCUUGGACUUCUAUUUGGCUCUUCUUCUUCUUCUUCUUCUUCUGCUGCUGCUGCUUGCUUCCUCCAAGCUUUUCCUCAGCAGAGGUACACAGUUUUUGCUGCGAGAUUUAAGGCGUGAAUCUUAAUAAGGUAUGGAAAUGGGGGAUCCAUGCCCAAAACGCCUCAAGAACUCCGCAGAUGCAGAUAACUCGCUGCCCGAGUCAACUCAGUUGCCUCCUCCUUCUGCCUUUCCAGAUGAGGUAUUGGAGAAGGUCCUUUCUUUCCUGGAGUCCCACAAAGACAGGAACUCAGCUUCACUUGUGUGCAAGGACUGGUACCAUGCCGAGAGGUGGAGUCGAACUAAGGUCUUCAUUGGCAACUGCUACUCAGUGUCUCCUGAGAUUGUUGCCAGGAGGUUUCCCAAGAUUAAGAGCCUUACUCUUAAGGGAAAGCCGAGAUUUUCGGAUUUCAAUUUGGUACCUCAGAACUGGGGUGCUGAUAUUCAUGCUUGGCUAGUUGUUUUUGCCAGAGCUUACCCUUUGCUUGAGGAGUUGAGGCUGAAGAGAAUGACCGUGAGUGAUGAGAGUUUGGAGUUUUUAGCUACAUCGUUCCCGAGCUUUAAGGCACUCUCGUUGUUGAGUUGUGAUGGUUUUAGCACUGAUGGGAUCGAAGCCAUUGCUACUCACUGCAAGAACUUGACUGAGCUUGACAUACAGGAGAAUGGUAUGGACGAUUAUAAUGGCAGUUGGCUCAGUUGCUUUCCAGAAGAAUUUACGUCACUGGAAAUCCUCAACUUUGCGAGCCUGAAUAGCGAAGUCAGUUUUGAUGCCCUUGAGAGACUUGUUGGUAGGUGCAAAUCGUUGAGGGUUUUGAAGGUUAAUAAGAACAUCAACCCACUGCAAUUGCAAUGCCUGCUUAUGCGGGCGCCUCAGUUGGUGGAGCUUGGUAGUGGCUCGUUCCUGCAAGAUCUCACUCCUCGGGAUUUAUCCGAGCUAGCAGAUGUGUUUGGCAAGUGUAAAAAUCUGAACACCCUUUCGGGUUUAUGGGAAGUCACCUCUGUUUUUCUUCCGGUUCUGUAUCCAGCUUGUGCCAAUCUGACGUUCUUGAAUUUGAGCUAUGCAACGAUUCGGAGUAGUGAAUUUGCCAAGCUUCUUGAGCAUUGCCCAAACUUACGUCGCCUCUGGGUCCUCGAUACAGUUGAAGAUAAGGGGCUAGAGGCUGUCGGGCACAGCUGUCCAUUGCUCGAAGAACUACGAGUCUUCCCCGCAGAUCCUUUUGAUCUGGAUAUUGUUUAUGGGGUGACCGAGAAGGGAUUUAUUGCAGUGUCUCUUGGUUGUCGAAAACUCCAUUAUGUCCUCUACUUUUGCCGGCAAAUGACAAAUGCUGCUGUUGCUACGGUUGUGAAGAACUGUCCCGAUUUCACCCAUUUUCGUCUCUGCAUAAUGAAUCCAGGCCAACCCGAUUACCUCACAAACGAGCCUAUGGACGAGGCCUUCGGUGCUGUGGUAAAGACGUGCAAAAAACUGCAGAGGCUUGCAGUUUCUGGGCUGUUGACGGACCUUACCUUCGAAUAUAUUGGCCAGUAUGCUAAAAACCUCGAAACUCUUUCGGUGGCAUUUGCUGGCCGCACUGAUUGGGGGAUGACGUGUGUGCUCGAAGGCUGUCCAAAGCUGAGAAAGCUCGAAAUAAGGGACUGCCCAUUUGGAAAUGCAGCAUUGCUAUCCGGGUUGGAGAAGUACGAAUCUAUGAGGUCUCUUUGGAUGUCGGCCUGCAAUGUCACCAUGAAUGGCUGUCGUUAUCUCGCCAAACAGAGGCCAAUGUUGAACGUCGAGGUCAUUAAAGAGGAGGGGAGUGAUGACUGCGCUGCAGAUAAAGUAUAUGUCUAUCGAACUGUAGCGGGACGAAGGAGAGACGCCCCGUCUUUUGUUCUGACCUUUUAAUUGUCAAUACCAACAGGAAUUUCCCGGUCUUUGGUCGCAGCUCUCCUGCUCUAUCUUGCUAAUUUGCAGACAGUGUAGAAAUGGUGGAAAAACGAAGAUUCUCAAGGGGUUGAGGUUUCUUUUCCAGCUGCAAUUUGAUGUGAACGAAACAGCAAAGCUCCUGGAAAAGUUUAGGCUCAAUUGCAGACUGCAGAACACCCAGUCCCAGACAUCUUGGAAUCAUCCCCAGAAGAAAAUACUCAGAGGAGAUAUAAAAAGGAAUUUGAUGGGUGAGUUUGGCAUUUCCCAGGUGAGAUAAUGGACUGCAACCACUGAUGAAGACAUAAAAAGAUUUGAAGAGCUUAGAUUACUCUUCAUCAGAGGUUGUUGUCUGGACAUCAUUUGUAGAAGAAGUGUUGGGGGUUUUAGAGUUGAGGAUUUCUGCGGAACCAAAACACAAUGAAUUAUCGAAGCUUGUCGUCUUUAAUCAGUUUCUUCUUCAAGAGUUAUUAUAGGAUGUUCUUUAGUUUCAAACUUCCAGUCAACCAAUAACCAGUGGAACUCAUGUAACCUGUUUAUUUCAAUUUGAUUUCUGCUAUUUUAUAAAUUUGGCCUUUCAAUAGUUUCAACUA